Messenger RNA from Oryctolagus cuniculus (rabbit), 4239 nucleotides. The record is from RefSeq and is a predicted model, not a curated record. Lineage: Eukaryota; Metazoa; Chordata; Mammalia; Lagomorpha; Leporidae.
UAAACCUAGUUGCUGAAACCACCCCUUCUCCCCCCCCACACACCCAGUACCCCUUUUCACUGUAGUCUGGCAGCUGUCCUAACUGCCUACUGAAGCCAAAUGCUUGAGGAGAGAGAAAGAAGCCAGCCAUGAAUCCCUUCCAGCAAAAUGAGUCCAAGGAAACUCUUUUUUCACCUGUCUCCACUGAAGAGACACCACCUCGACUCUCCAGCCCGGCAAAGAAGACACCUCCGAAAAUCUGUGGCUCCAACUAUCCACUGAGCAUUGCCUUCAUUGUGGUGAAUGAAUUCUGCGAGCGUUUUUCCUAUUAUGGCAUGAAAGCUGUGCUUACCCUGUAUUUCCUGUAUUUCCUGCACUGGAAUGAGGACACCUCCACAUCUGUCUACCAUGCCUUCAGCAGCCUCUGCUAUUUCACUCCCAUCCUGGGAGCAGCCAUUGCUGACUCAUGGCUGGGGAAAUUCAAAGUCCUAUCACUUGUCGGCCUAUGUCUAAUAGCACUGGGGACAGGAGGCAUCAAACCCUGCGUGGCAGCUUUUGGUGGAGACCAGUUUGAAGAAAAACAUGCUGAGGAACGGACUAGAUACUUCUCUGGCUUCUACCUCGCCAUCAAUGCAGGGAGCUUGAUUUCUACAUUUAUCACACCCAUGCUAAGAGGAGAUGUGCAGUGUUUUGGGGAAGACUGUUAUGCAUUGGCUUUUGGAGUUCCAGGAUUGCUCAUGGUAAUAGCACUUGUUGUGUUUGCAAUGGGAAGCAAAAUGUACAAAAAACCACCUCCUGAAGGAAACAUAGUGGCUCAAGUUGUCAAAUGCAUCUGGUUUGCUAUUUCCAACCGCUUCAAGAACCGUUCUGAGGACAUUCCAAAGCGACAGCACUGGUUGGACUGGGCAGCCGAGAAAUACCCAAAGCAGCUCAUUAUGGAUGUGAAGACACUGACCAGGGUACUGUUCCUUUAUAUCCCAUUGCCCAUGUUCUGGGCUCUUUUGGAUCAGCAGGGCUCACGAUGGACUUUGCAAGCCACUAAGAUGAAUGGGAACUUGGGAUUUUUUGUGCUUCAGCCGGACCAGAUGCAGGUACUAAACCCUCUCCUGGUUCUUAUCUUCAUCCCAUUAUUUGACCUUGUCAUUUAUCGUCUGAUCUCCAAGUGUGGCAUUAACUUCACAUCACUUAGAAAAAUGGCUGUUGGUAUGGUUCUAGCAUGCCUGGCAUUUGCAGCUGCAGCAACUGUAGAAAUAAAAAUAAAUGAAAUGGCCCCACCCCAGCCAGGAUCCCAAGAGAUUCUCCUACAAGUCUUGAACCUGGCAGAUGAUGAGGUGAAGCUGACAGUGCUGGGAAACAAUAAUAACUCUCUAUUGGCAGAUUCCAUCAAAUCCUUUCAGAAAACACCUCACUAUUCCAAAAUACACCUGAAUACAAAAAGCCAAGAUUUCUACUUCCACCUGAAAUAUCACAAUUUGUCUAUAUACACUGAACAUUCUGUAGAGGAGAGAAACUGGUACAGUCUGAUCAUCCGAGAGGAUGGGAAAAGUAUCUCCAGCAUAAUGGUAAAGGAUAUGGAAAAUGAAACAACCUAUGGGAUGACAGCUAUAAGGUUUAUUAACACUUUGCAAGAAAAUGUCAACAUCUCCCUGGGUACAGAUAUCUCCCUCAAUGUUGGUGAAAACUACGGGGUGUCUGCUUACAGAACUGUGCAAAGAGGAGAAUACCCUGCAGUGCAUUGUAAAACAGAAGAUAAAGACUUUUCUUUGAAUCUGGGUCUGCUAGACUUUGGUGCCUCGUACCUGUUUGUUAUAACUAAUAGCACCAAGCAGGGACUUCAGGCCUGGAAGAUGGAAGACAUUCCAGCCAACAAAGUUUCCAUUGCAUGGCAACUGCCACAGUAUGCCCUGGUAACAGCUGGGGAGGUCAUGUUCUCUGUCACAGGACUUGAAUUUUCUUAUUCACAGGCUCCCUCUAGCAUGAAAUCUGUACUCCAGGCAGCGUGGCUGUUGACAGUUGCAAUUGGGAACAUCAUCGUGCUUGUUGUGGCACAGUUCAGUGGUCUGGUACAGUGGGCUGAAUUUGUUUUGUUUUCCUGCCUCCUCCUGGUGGUCUGCCUGAUCUUCUCCAUCAUGGGCUACUACUAUAUUCCCAUAAAGUCAGAAGAUAUUCAGGGGCCAGAAGAUAAGCAGAUCCCCCAUAUGCAAGGGAACAUGAUCAACUUAGAGACCAAGAAGACAAAGCUCUGAUGACUCCCAGGACUCUGCCCUGACCCCAGUUCUCGACCCCGGUCUCAACCAUCACCAGUCUCCAAGCAUAUUUUUCUGCUAUUGGAUUAGGCAAGAAACAUAGCAUCAUUUCUGAGCUGAUCUUUCAUGUUUCUUCUAUGAUAGAGGUAUUUCCAGGACUAGAUUUUCCAGUACAAAUUUAUACAAGCAGGGGAUUCUGUUUGUCCAUCUAUUAGAGAACUCAGUAAACCUUGUGAAGUGUUGCUGGAGUUGGCCUGCUGUCUCCAUAUGGCCAUUAAAAUGCAAAUGUAUAAUGGAGCUCAACCUCUGCAGGUAUGUGAAGUUAUGGGUGAUUCCUUUACAGGCGCCUGCCAUUGAGAACUGACCCUGCUGUUGGAGGUACUGAUUUAGAGGCAAAAUUGCAGAGUAAUGGAGAAGCAGUAUUUCAGUUUCUUUUUUUUUAUCUAAUUUCUUUAUAAGCUAUUUAAUUGUGCUAUGCAUAAAGACCUCAAAAUGGUAUGUAUGGCAUGAUCUGGUCUAGAGGCCAACCUAUCAGCCAUCCAAGUUUGAUAAGACCUUAGAUGGUAGGAGUUAACAGAAUGACAUUUUAUUAAGCCAGAGGAAAUGAUAUAUAUUUGUGACUAUGACAGUAUCGUAUCUACUCCUCCAAACACUCAUUUCUCAGUGCCGAUAGAUCCUGGAAACCAGCUGAAAGAUCGCAAACAUAGUUCAGUGAAACAGGGACAGAUAAAAUUGUAGAAAUCCUGAUAAACCAUUCAUUCUCCUGUAGUGCACAUUCCUCUGAGGAACUCCUUUGUUUCAACCCUGUACUGGGUCUUUCUGUGGACAGCUGUAUACACUAGCUGUAAUUUUGCAACCUUGCCCUUUCACUAUAGCUUGUCAGCUUUUUCUUAUUGUAUAUUUCUCUUGCUUAUGGCAGCAAAUCUUUAAAAACUUGUUUGCCUAAGUCCAACUUCCUUUUUAAAUUAUUCCAUUUAACCUCAAAGUAGAGGUUUCAUUUAGAUAAAAUUUCCUUGUUUAAUUUCCCCAUAAUUUUAAAAUGCCAUUUCUUCCUUAGUCUUGGAAAUUCCCUGUUUAUUUUAAAAAGGUUAUAUUGUAGAUGUUGAGGCACAGUGAGUUAAGCUGCCUCUUAGGAUGCCUGCAUCCCUUAUUGGAGUGCCAGUUUGAGUCUGGCUCCUCCACUUCCCAUCCAGCUUCCUGUUAAUGUGCCUGGUGAAGCAGCAAAUAACAGCCCAAAUACUUGGUCCCCUGCUACCCACAUGGGAGAUCUGGUUGGAAUUCCUGGCUCCUGACUUUGGCCUGGCCCAGCCCUAUCUAUUGCAGCCAUUUGGGGAGUGAACCAGAAGAUAAAAGAUUUUUCUCUAACUCUCCUUCUCUCUCUGUCACUUUGUCUUCCAAGUAAAUAAAUAAAUCCUUUUUAAAGGUUAAUGUUCAAUUUUCAGGUUCUAAAAUAGUGAUACUCUGCAAGAGGGCAUGAUCUUGAAUGAGAAAUCCUGUCAAAAUCUGUUUGUGGGUGUGGCAGGGGGAGGGGAAGGUAGAGCAUGAGGGCUUUUUAUUUGUGUAUGUGGUCAUGAAGAAAAGUUGAAAAACAUUGCCUUGCACAAAAUGAAUGAAUCGGAAGACAGACUUGGGCAUAUCAUGACUGUGCAGUGUGUUGCUGGGGGGAAGAGUUCUGUACCACCGUAGACAGUCUUACUUCUGUUGAUUUUACUCCGUUCUCAUCUAGGACAGUGUUGGGUCUCACAUUGUUAAUAUAACAAGAGAAUUGGCUCUUGCUCCCCAGCCUUUGUACACUUUAGCUUUAAUCACCAACGUGUCAGAAGUUCAGAGAUGGCAGAAACACCCAAGUUUCCCCAGACAUCUUCAUGUGAACCAGACCCUACUUCUUUAGAACAAAGCCUGUUUACUUUUAAGCAGAUCUAACCCAAGCUGUUCUAUGAAUAUUGUUUUCAAGAUUUGUUAACACUGUUCUGCAAAUAAAACUAUCUAUGGGCAAAUAAGUUUGGAAAAUGAA